GACCGGGCCUCCCUGUGGGCCUGGCUGAGGCGGCGACCAAGCAGGGAUGUGACCGACCGUGGAGAUGCCCCGAGACUGUGUGUUUAUCUGUUUACUUAUUUUUUAAUAUUUUUAUUGAUUUCAGAGAGGAAAAGAGAGAGAGAGAGAGAAACAUCAAUGAGGAGAAUCAUUGAUUGGCAGCCCCAUAUUGGAGGAUGGAGCCCUGACCCGGAAUCACACCCGGGAAGUCCCGGUUCAUAGGUCAAAGUUCACCCCUUGAGACACCUCCCAGCAGGUUGUGUGCUUGGGGUCUGUGUGUGACAGAGACUCUGUGCGCCGGGCCCUGGCGGGGUCUCCGCUGGUUGGAACGGCCUCCCCGACACCAACCGGUUGCAGGUUCGAUCCCGGGUCAGGGCACACGCCUGGGUAGCAGGUUCAGUAUCCGCUCGGGCGGAAAUCGUGUGACCAGCGGUUUAUGGAUAUGUCCCCCGGUGCCUUCUGGGAGCUGGCGUCCGCUAAGGGUCUGCAGAGCCAUCAGGUUGGACGUUCCCUGCAGGUUUGCUGUGAGCCCGGCCUGCGCUGGACACACAUCAUGCAUCGCCUUGGGUAACCUCACCACCACCCUCUGAGACCCAGCUCCCAGGCUCGCUGGCCUGCUCCUGCCCGAUGGCCGUCCCCCAGGCCCCCCUGAGCCCGGUGCCCUGGGAACUGGAUGGCGUCCUGCGGGUGAAGGUGGAGGACGAGGACGCCAGCCUCUCCCAGGUCCAGGCGUGUAGCCUUGGCCACGCGGCCCACCCCGAGGAGGCCGCGCGCCUGUGCUUCCGGCGCUUCUGCUACGAGGAGGCGUCCGACCCACACGAGGCCCUGGCCCAGCUCCGCGAGCUGUGCCGCCAGUGGCUGCGGCCGGAGUUGCACUCCAAGGAGCAGAUGCUGGAGCUGCUGGUGCUGGAGCAGUUCCUGGGCGCGCUGCCCCCCAAGAUCCAGGCCUGGGUGGGGGCCCAGUGCCCCAGGAGCGGCAAGGAGGCCGCCAUGCUGGUGGAGGAUCUGACUCAGGCGCUGGACCGGAAAGGCUGGAAGCCGGGAGCCGAGCCCCCGGGGCCGAGCUGCGAGCACGGCGAUUCGGAGGAGGCAGACGCGGCUGCCCAGGCCCUCGCGGGGGGCGCGUCCCUGGGACACGGCUUUGGUGAGGCCUUUGGACCCCAGGGCAGCUCGGAGAGGAUGGUGGGGCUCCCGGGGGACGUCUGGACCGAGCCCUGCGCCCCGGAGACAGGGUUCAGGGCCGCUCCGGGGCCUCCCGAGGCGGCCCUCAGGGACCAGCCGGGCCGUGACUCCGGGAACGUCCGCAGCGAGUGGUCAGAGGCCACCUGGCCGGAUACGGCCCCCGCCGCGGAGGAGUCCGGCCCUUUGGACGGUGGUGGCGCCGACCCUCUGUGCGCGCUCCCGGGACGGGCGCCCUCCGAGUGCGGGGAGUGCGGCCAGACGUUCUCCAGCGCCCGGGCCCUGGACGCGCACCGGAGGGGCCACUCCCGCAAGACGCCCUACACCUGCAGCGAGUGCGGGAAGGCCUUCGGCCGCAGCACGCACCUGGCCCAGCACCAGGUGGUGCACACGGGCGCGAAGCCGCACGCGUGCCAGGAGUGCGGCCGGGCCUUCAGCCGCGUCACCCACCUGGCGCAGCACCGGCGCAUCCACACCGGGGAGAAGCCCUACGCGUGCGGGGACUGCGGCAAGGCCUUCGGCCGCAGCACGCACCUCGGGCAGCACCCGCGGGUGCACACGGGCGAGCGGCCCUACGCCUGCGCCGCCUGCGGCAAGGCCUUCAGCCAGAGCGCGCACCUGGCGCAGCACCGGCGCGUCCACACCGGGGAGAAGCCCUACGCGUGCGAGGCCUGCGGGCGGCCCUUCGGCGACUACUCGGCGCUGAUCCGGCACCUGCGGGUCCACUCGGGGGAGAAGCCCUACCGCUGCCCGGUCUGCCCCAAGGCCUUUGCGCAGAGCUCCUCGCUGGCCGAGCACCAGCGGGUGCACACAGGGGAGAGGCCCUACCGGUGCGGGGACUGCGGGAAGGCCUUCAGCCGCAGCUCCGCCCUCCUGGCGCACCUGCGGGUCCACGUCCCGGUGCCGAGGUGACCGCCGGGCAGCGGCCUCCUGCGCAACGUGGAGAGGGAGACCCCAAGUGCCCAGGGAGCCAAGAAGAAUGGGGCGGGGCAUCGAGGACGCCCCCGGAAUGUGGAGGUUCGAGGGCAGACUUGGGGCUCUCUGGGAGCAACUCCGCACUGGGGGACCCGGAGAUGCCAAGACGUCCGCUUCCGGAAGGACCCCGCCGCCCUCCGUCCCCGCCAGGCCCGUCUCAGCGGACAGCGCGCCCUGAUGGUGUCGGUCCUCGCAGCCAGGGCAGCGGUGGCGCCUGUCAGGACUCGGUCCCAGGACGACGGGCUGGGCUGGGCCCCAGGUUCACACUCGGGGCCCUCGCCUGCCGAGCCCGGGGGACACGGCCCACGCUGCCUCUGUGCCUUUCGUUCUUUAUUAUUUAUUUUUAUUUUUCUGGCUAAUCCUCACUCGAAGUUACUUUUUUUCAUUGAUUUUUAGAGUGGAAGGGUAGGAGGGAGGGAGAGACACGGACUGGUUGCCUGCCACACACGCCCAGGCCAGGGCCAGGGAAGAACCUGCAACCCAGGGACGUGCCCUUGACGGGGAGUCGAACCCUCGGGUGGAAGGGCCAGCGCUCUAACCAUUGAGGACACCAGCCAGGGCUGUGCCUUUCCACCGGCUGCGCCUCCAACUUCUUCGUGCCCCAAGCCCAGCCCGGCUGGGGCGUCCGCCUCUGCUGUGAGGCUCCCAAACACGCUCCCUCGUGCUCCCACCGUUGCUGGGAGAGCUGCUGACACCCCCCGAGCGGCAUUCGUUUGUGCUCCUGCCCCUCCUUCCACUUCCCACCAGCCAUCGGGCCUGUGCGUUCUACCUACACUCACCGCGGCUUUGCUUUCUCCACCAUCGGGACCUCGUGUGCGGCUCAUGUGGGUUCCAGCAGGGCCCCCUCCUGCCUUCGCCACUCCGGCCUCCAGGCCGCUCCCUCCACUCCCUGCAUCUGAUCUUGUUCUGGGUGAUGGAGAGCUGUCUGAUGCCUCACCUUCUACCGCAGAGCUUCCUGGACGGGAUGCGGGUUUGCCAAGACAGGAGUCACUCUGGGCCAAACAGCCUCACCCUCAGGUGCACCCGGAUGUGGUCCCCUUUCCGUGAGGGCGCCGUGACAUGAAACGGUUUCAAAGUCCUGCCCUCGGGGAUGAAGCCCAAACCCCUGUGCCUGCCCUUCGUGAUGCGGCCCCACGGGCCACGGGGAACGACUCGCAGUUCUUAAGCCA
Molecule: messenger RNA, 3341 nt
Organism: Myotis lucifugus (little brown bat)
Lineage: Eukaryota; Metazoa; Chordata; Mammalia; Chiroptera; Vespertilionidae
Product: zinc finger and SCAN domain-containing protein 22
Exons: 4
Coding region: 646-2109 (487 amino acids)
Biological process (GO): regulation of transcription by RNA polymerase II
Molecular function (GO): RNA polymerase II cis-regulatory region sequence-specific DNA binding; DNA-binding transcription factor activity, RNA polymerase II-specific
Source: RefSeq, a predicted model, not a curated record